This is a messenger RNA of Stegastes partitus (bicolor damselfish), 7988 nucleotides long. RefSeq lists its product as uncharacterized. Bases 273 to 7988 code for a protein of 2571 amino acids. NCBI's taxonomy places the organism in Eukaryota, Metazoa, Chordata, Actinopteri, Pomacentridae. The transcript has 40 exons. The record is from RefSeq and is a predicted model, not a curated record.
AUAAUAUUUGACCAAACUGCAUUAAAUUGCAUCAGUGUUAAGAUUCCGAAACCGGGGCUUUGACGCCGGACAUUUUAAUGAUCUUUACUGACCAACUAAUAUCAUUUCUGUGAAGUUAAAUCGUAAUAGUUCUGGUAUUAUUUGCUAACGUUAGCCCGAGGAGCAGCCGUGCUAGCUACAGAAGUGUCUCUGUUGUUCCCCCAUCACAGACUGAGGAUGAUGAAUGAAGGCAAGGACACAGAGGCGACAACUGCAAGCAAAGAGAUGCUGCUAUGAUAACAGCAUUACUCAAGAUGGAGAAGGUCCGGAAAAAUGUAGUGGCCAUGGUGAAGAAGCACCCAGAUGGGAUCCCACUGAAAGAGCUUGCAGUAUGCUACAAAAAGAUGUACCGCAGGAACCUGUCUUUUUCUGACUUGCACUUUGACUCCAUGGCCAGCCUGGUGGCCUCUCUGGAUGGGGAUCUGAUUGUGGAGCAGGAGGUGGUGUUUCACAAGGACCAUCACAGUGGAAGUCAGGCCGUAGCUGGAGCUGCAUGUGGAGCAUCGGCGACACUUGGAGCAUCAGCAAAAGAGCCAGAAGACAGUGAAAUGAAUGACAAAAUUCGGAAAAAUGUUGUGGACAUGAUUAAAGAAUAUCCAUAUGGGAUUUCUCUGAAUAAGGUUGCUGCAGUCUACAAACAGAAAUACCACCACAAACUGUGUGCAUCCUCUUUAGGCUACAGUCGUACUUCCCGUCUGAUCAAAUCUUUGGAAGAUGUAGUUGUGACAGGGGAUAUGGUCUUCCAUAAGAUUCAUCAGCCUCUGAAUCAGCCUCAAGCUGGGCUGCCAACAACAGCUACAGAGGACAGCAGGCCUGCAACACCACAGACACCAGAAUCACUUACUGAGAACAGAAGCAAUGGUCCUCUCGCUGCAGUCACACGGCCUGAUGCCAGCCCUCAUUGGGGCUCAAUGAAUCUUCUAGGCUCUCCUUUGAUUUCCACUGGCUCUUCAUUCUCUACCCUUCAUAUUCCUGGUAACACACCCCUCACUGCAUCCAAGUCAGCUACGAAAUUGACUCAACAGGAGCUGUACCAGAGGGUCUUGGAGGUUAGUAAUGUGAUAAGGACGUUCCAGCUGACUGCCCCAUCAAUGGACCAGCUCCAAAGCUGCUAUUUGCGGCAGUUUGGUGAACAAUUUCCUCUCACACAGUACAUGUCUCUGUAUGACACCUUGGAAGCUCAGAAUAGACCCACUCAAUCUGGGCAAACAGCAGAGCCCAAGACUGUUGCAUGGCAGAUGCCUGCAGCGACACAGAGUCUCCCAGGGGAGCCCAAAAACGAGCAACAACAAGCUGCUGGGUCCAACUUCCUCUCUGGCACGGACUUUCCGGAGCUGGGGGCAGAAAAGAACAUGACCAAAGAGCAGAAGAGCAAAUUGAGAGAUGUAGACCAGAGAAAAGCCGGUAGUCCCCUGUUUAGAGAAUCUUAUCAUGCCCAGCUGAGAGAGGUCCUUGGAGGCAAUAUGCGGGCAGUGGAGGCCAUGGAGGACGAGGAGCGGCACACAGGGAGGAGGGGGAACAGAGCUGUGGAUCUGGAAACCGUCAACAGUCUGAUGGCAAGCGUGAUACGGGAAGUGGCUGAUGAGGGAGAGCUGGUCACCAAAGAGAAGGUGGUAUCCCGGGUGUGCAGGCUAAUUCCUUCUUUGGACCCAGGACGGAUAAAACACUGGACAAUUCCAGCUCUAAAAGACCUUCAGUACAUCAUGAAAGAGAUCAACGUUUUCUUGGAGGCCACUGAAGUAGUGACAUCCGUCUGCACCCUGUAUGAGCUCGGCCAGUCACUGGCUGGCCUAAAGGACAAGAAGCGCUAUGAAGAGCUGAACCUGGGGCCCCUCUGCAAACUCCCCCUCAUCCACCGCAUGUUCAAGAUUGACAGUAACACAAAGGAUGAUGAUAUCCCGCAGAUCGAGACCAUAGACAUCCUAAAGCAACUUCGCAUUUUUCGGAGGAAGCAAACCAAUGUAAAAGUAGACCUGGCUGAGUUCCUGAAGUAUCUGGCUGACCACUACAACUGUGACUCUCCCUACCAGCUGGGCAUCAGGAUACAUAGCAUCGCGCUGCCUAUCGCGACCCUCGGAAAGGUGACCCGUGGUGAGCAUGCAAUCUUGGAGCGUGCCAGGGAGACCAUCCAGAAAGAGCUGGAAGAGGAGACCCACGAGCGGCUGAGAAAAAUCAAAAAGACCGUUCUAGAGUCAGUGCAAGUUGCAGGUUCCUUCUCCUCUACAGGCAGCUUGGAUCUCAGAAAAAAGUAUGCCUCUAUGACGGCAGCCGAGGUAGUGCUGGCGGUAUUCACAAACGUACAGGAGGUGUACAGCCCCAGGAUGUCCAAGAGCAUCCAGAGCUUCUUGCUGCAGGUGUCGGGUGACCGGUUGGCAACCGCUCUGUUUCAGCUAGCCAUCUGUGGAGGCUCCCUCGCUGUUCCACAGGACCUGGUGGCCAAAGACAAGGCAUCCAAAACCCCAGAACAAACUAAAACAGAGGACAGAUCUGCCACAUCCAUUCCAAGUGAAGCCAAAGUAAAGCAAUAUCUGAAAGACAGCCUGGCUGCUCAGAACUCAGCAAUCACUUUGGCCCACAUUGCCUCUCUGGAGAGGAAAUUGACCAAACAUUUUCAUGUGAAAGACUUCCUCUCCCUAGAGCAAGGCAACUUCCUGGAGUUCCUAGUAAAACACAUUCAGCUGCUGCAGGACACACUGGGGUCUACUUUGAUUCUUGGCAGCAGCAGCAUGGAGCUUGUUGGCAGUGGUUUCAGAGCCACCAGACAAGACGUGUUUGAGUUCAUCAAACAGUGUGGCGACAUAUCCUCCACUGAUCCAGAUGAACUGUCCCACAUUGAGUCAGCGCUGAGGGCCCACUACAAGGUCCGAGACAGUCGUGACUUGGGAUAUGGCACACUGCACAUGCUGGCUGGUCUGGUCCAACGCCAGAGAGGCCUGGCUGGAGGAGGAAUGAGCCAGGUCUUCUAUGAGUCAGCCCUGUUUGCCAAACACAGCAAAUCAAGUGCUGAAAGUGGACAGGAACUAGUGGGGUGUCUAGGUGAGAUGUCCAAGGACCAGGCCCUAGCAAGCUUGCUCUCCUGCCCUCUUCUGGAAGAUUUGAGUGAGUGGAGCCAAUGGGAGAUGAUUUUCAAACCACUUCAUGGGUCUCUCAAAGAUUUCAUCGAAAGAAAUGCAGGUAAUACAGGCCUGGCAGCAUUGGAGGUGAGACCAGGUUUGCUGCUUAGAAUCACCACCGACACAGGAGACAAGUACUUCUCUAGUGCCGCCGCGGCUCUGGACCCCGUCGGCACAGCCGGCCACCUUGUGUCCAUAGUGGCAGCUGAUGGGAUCGUCAACGCUCCCAUGGCUCUCCUGGCCAAUCACAUGCAGAGCUCUCUGGCAGCAGCUGUGGCUAAAGAAGAUUUGUCCCAGGCUGAUCAGGAUGUGCAAUGUUACAGCAGAGUGGCCAAAUUCCUCCUGGCAUGUUUGACACGAAUCCCCAACAAAACCUGCCAAGCUCUUUUGCAGCAGGUGUUUUUGGAGCCUUUCUCCCGUGUCCUGGGCCAAGCCACGUCUAAGCAGGUCCUGAUCACUGUGGCUCAGUCUGACCCGAGGCACAUGAACUGUCUGCAUCGGCUGGGCAUCCUCCUGGGCAUCACAGACUGGGUCAAAGAUUAUCAGAAAAAGCUGAAUCCACUGCAGAGCCAAGACUACAACACGUACACAGCACCUGUGGAUCGGAUCAAGUCUAAUUUGAUAGAUUCUGAGAGCAGCAGUCUGUCAGCUCUCAAUAUGAGUGAAGACGAGUAUCUUGAGGAUAAUGUGACGGACAACAACGGUGCUUCCUCCCAGCUCAACCACAGCCUGCAACAAGUCAAUGGUGAUCAAGAUGUAGAGAUUGAGGAGGAAGAGGAUGACGAGGAGCUGUAUGAGUUGACUUCACUUCCUAACGGAGAGACAUCAGAGGUCAGCAGUGAAGCUGAGGAAGGCCAGGUUGAGGAACAACUGGAAAAAUCUGACACAGAUGAUAAAGAUGCUGCCAGCUGCCAGUCAGAGACUGCAUCCCAUUUCCAAAAAGCCAUCAUUGAAGACAUCAGGAAAAGUGAGUUUGGUAUCGGGGUGAAAUUGACCGCUGAAGGCCAGAAACUGAUGCAGGUCCACCAGGAGAGACUGGGCCGCAGCCUGGACCGCCUCUCUACUGAACUCUACAGCAAAGACACACACUUUGUCCUGGAACUCAUUCAGAAUGCUGAUGACAACAGUUAUCCAUCGGACGCCGGUGUCGUUCCAGCGCUCGCCUUUGUGGUGGAGAGAGACUGCAUCACCGUCCUCAACAAUGAGACCGGCUUCCAGGAGAAGAACAUCAGAGCCAUCUGUGACGUAGGCCAGAGCACCAAGGGCAAACACAAAUACGGAUACAUUGGACAAAAAGGGAUUGGCUUCAAGUCGGUGUUCAAGGUCACAGACUGUCCCGAGAUUCACUCCAAUGGCUUCCACUUGCGCUUUGACAAGACUUGCGGUCCGAUGGGAUACAUCCUCCCCCACUGGACUGAGAAUGGGAGGCCUCUGGACGCACAGCUGGAAGACAUCAAUCGCCACAGCUGGACCACUAAAAUCAGCCUUCCUCUGCGUUGUGAAAACCGUCAGACCAGAAACCUGUUUCAUGACGUGCACCCAUCGCUGCUGCUCUUCCUGCACCGCCUGCGCUCCAUCACCAUCUACAAUCAGAGUGAGAAACGUCAUGUGACAAUGACUCGUAAAGACCUCAGUCACAAUGUGCUGGAGGUGGCGCACACGGAGGGCCUGGAGCGCUGGCUAGUAGUCAAAGCCACACUCAAGCCCAAGAAGAUCAAAGAGGACGUCGAGUCGACCGAACUGGCUCUGGCUUUCCAGCUUGGCAGCGACAUCACAGGAGGCGACAUUGUAUGCCAGCCUCAGAAGCAACCCGUGUUUGCUUACCUGCCCCUUCGCAGUUUCGGUUUUCGUUUCAUCAUCCAAGGUGACUUCGACAUUCCUUCCUCUCGUGAAGACGUUGACAGAGACAGCUCCUGGAACCAGUGGCUGCGAUCUGAAAUACCACAACUCUUCCUCCAGGCUAUGGACGUCUUCACUGAUCACCCAGAGUUCAAGGGGCUUAAGGGCCUUUGCCAGUUCCUACAGUUUGUUCCCCUACCUGACGAGGUGCUGGACUUCUUCAAGCCUGUUGCCGGCCAGAUCAUUCAGCUGCUCAAAGGCAAAGCCUUCCUGCCUACACUCAGCUCAGACGGUAAGGUUGUGUACAAGCUGCCGUCCCAGGUGGCCGUCUGUCAGGACGCCGUGAUCCGCAACGUGAUUGGUGGAGAUGAGCUGGAAAGGCAUCUGUCUCUGUCCUAUCUCCAUCCGGGUCUAAGCCCUGCCCCACCCACCUCCCUGCUCACUCACCUGGGAGUCCGACAUCUGCGGGGAUCAGAUGUUACCACGGUAACCACAGCCAUGGCCAAGGAGCUGAUGAGAGUGGAGGGUAUCCAUUCAGAUGGAGGUCUGCGACAGCUGGCCAGAUUGCUGGUUUGCAACUUCCGAGCUCUUGAGCAUGGCUACGGAGAGGCAGAUUCUAUCUUGCAAACCCUCAAAGAUCUACCCAUAAUCCCUCUGGCUGACGGACGUGUGGUGGCACUAAGUGGAGAGGGAGUGUUCUUUCCCAUGGAAGAGACCAAGACCAAGAAAACGAAAGCUCAGGCUCAAGCAGGACCACUGUCUGCAUUGUACAAGGAUGUAAGCGUGGUUCACCCCUCUCUGCUGAACUGUUUGGAGCCCCUGGAAAGUCAGCAGAUUCGAGAGCUGCUGAGAAAACUUGGGGUUCAUGAGCUGGAGCCUCAAGAGGUGCUGGAGCAGCACAUCUACCCUUCAAUACGCAACAACAAAUGGAAGUCCAAGCCUGAGUCGGUGAUUGUGAGUUACUUGGUUUUCAUCAAGCAGCACUCCUCCUCCAGCCAGGAGUACUCCGACAUUGCAAUACCCGUCCUGACCUGCAGGGGUCUGCUGUGCCCGGCCAAUGAAAGGGUGCACUUCUCUGAAGAGUACGGCAACAUGGACCUGCCUAAGAAGCUGCCUGGCUGUGAUUGGAUCUUGCUGAGUCCCUGCUACGUGGAGACAGACGGCGAUGUAGCAGGAUGGAGAGAGCUGUUCAGCAGACUAGGAGUCAGAGAUGGUCUCAUGAUUCGCAAAGAAAGACAAACACUCACUGCUACAGAACUGGCCUCCAGUCCCUGGGCAGCUGAAAGUGCAAUGUGGCACCAAACUCCUGGGGAGGGCUGUGUGCUCGAUGACUACCCCUGCGAGGAGUUUCAUGCCUUGGCUACAGCCCAGCUGCCCGGCUCCCUCCUGCUGCAGCAGAGAAUGGCUUUGCUGGAGCUGCUGGAGACCAACUGGGACACUGGACAUCGCUACUCUCAGUACCUCACAGCCCAGGUGAUUGACAGCGAUGGACGACCAAUCAGAAGCACCAGGUCCUCCUUCUACCACUCCUUGUGUCGACUUGAAUGGGUUCCAGCUUAUCGCCCACAGCGAGAAGAACAGUCGGAGAAAAAGUACCUGUGUCCAAGCUCAGUUUAUCUGACAUCCCCUGAAGUCACCGGGCUGCUGGGGACUCACGUCUAUUACGUGGACAUUCACUCCAGCGAGUUCAGCAGAGCUUUAGGGAUGAGAGAAAGUGUCUCAGUGGAAGUUCUGAUGAAGUACCUGAAGGAGUGGUGCGUCAAACCAGAGACAGAUAACCAGGAGCAGAGACGCGCUGAGGACGAGUCAGAGGGGGCAAAUUUCACUUCCACAGUCGAGCACAUCCACAACGUCUACACCUAUCUGCAUACAAACUGUUCCCAGAGCAGCCUCAAGGAACUCUUCCAGCACACUCCUGCUGUGUUCGUAGAGUUUAACAGGCAUAAUGGUGGCUGGUGUUCAGGACGCUUCUACCACCUGAAAGAGGUUUGCUGGAGUGACACAACAACCAUGUUCCACCGCUACAAACAGCUGACUCACAGACAAGACAGCCCUGUCCAGGAGCCCAAAGUCCUGGCUCCUUUCUACAGCCAGCUGGAAGGCAUGAAAGACUUCUUCAUCAGGCUGCUGAAUGUGGAUUCCAGCCCCAACAUGAAGCAGUAUGUUGGUUUGUUGGAACUGAUCUGUUCAUCAUCUCCCAUACCAACUGCUGAAGUGCUACAGGAUGUGUCAGUGCUCUAUGCCAGACUUGCUCAAAAGUGUAAACCUCCAGUAUCUGGAGACCAAGAAAACAUGCCUCAGUACAAACUCAAUCAUGCUUACUGCUCCACUUUGAAAGGUAUGGUGUCUGAUAAAAGGGUCUUCCCAACCAAAGAUAACUGCUGGGUGAGUCUGGCUCGUAAACCCAUGAUUGGUGACAACAAAGAGUUGGAGAAGAUCUUUAAACCUCACAAGCAGGUGUGUCUGCUCAACCUGCCACCACCAGAGAAGAAGGCUGCUCCCAAGAGCAGGACUGGGAACUUUGGUCACGCAGCCUCAGGAGAACAAGUUCCUAACUUCAAUGAGAAGGACAGGUUUUUGUUUCUGGAGAUCUGUGGAAUCCGUCAGCUUUCAAAGUGUGUCAAGUCUGAGCCUCAGACUGAGAACCUGAGACCCUGUCCGUCCAUGCAGGACAUGGUGCGCUCAGUUAUCCCCUACAUCCAGAAGUUCCUCUACCACCACGAGGAGAUGAAUGACGUCUACUCAGAGCUGACGAACAACAACAUAGCACAGAAAAUCAAGCACCUUUCCUUCGGGCAGGUGGGCAAGCUGUACAUUCACCACCAGCUGGAAGUUGCUGAUGAUGAAGACGCAGUGAUAGAGUUGCAGGACGUUAUCUGUCUGCUGAAGGACGAGAAGGAGCUCUACAUCCAGAAAGAUCACCUCAACUCCAAGCUGGACAUCUGCAGGUAUGUGUGUUGGAAAGUGUCCCAACAUUCACUCCUGCUCUCAAACUGA